Ceratotherium simum simum (southern white rhinoceros) is the source of this 4710-nucleotide messenger RNA. RefSeq names its product exostosin like glycosyltransferase 3 (gene EXTL3). The record is from RefSeq and is a predicted model, not a curated record. Gene Ontology annotation, cellular component: membrane. Gene Ontology annotation, molecular function: glycosyltransferase activity. NCBI's taxonomy places the organism in Eukaryota, Metazoa, Chordata, Mammalia, Perissodactyla, Rhinocerotidae.
GAGAGCAAGCCAUGGAGUUCACUAUUUCAAGAAUUGUAUACUGAAGUAUAAAGCGGCGUGAGUCAGAGAAAGGAAGGAUCCUGAAACAUAUGACCUGAUUGUUGGCAAUGACAUCGUUAAGAGGCUGGCAUUCAUUUCUGUUUUAACCAUCUACUUUAUAACUGUGGAUAGUAACUAUGCAUAUUUGUGGGUCAGCAAAACCAAGGAACAAGAGCUAUGGCAGUUGAAAAAGUCUGUCUAAUUCCAGGGUAUUUUUCCUGGGUUUCAUCAUCAGGGACCUCCUCCCUUUCAUCUCAUCAGCAAUGUGGUACCUUCUACUGUUUGAUAAAGAUUAAAGACAUGUUCUUUGGUCAACAACCAGAACUUAAAAUCUGCUGGAAUAGGGUCAGAGACCAUUUCAAUUACAGCUGAGGAAAAUGAAAUUUCCAUUCUAUUUGGUGCCUUGUGCAGGGAGCACACUAACUGUUACGGAAACGUGUGAGUGAAAAGAGAUUGAGUUUUGUCUAACAGAAACUCAUGGUUAUGGCGAGUGACCCAACGUGAUCAGAGGGGGCAAGAACCACAGAGGAACUCAUGACGGGCUAUACCAUGUUGCGGAAUGGGGGAGUGGGGAAUGGAGGUCAAACCUGUAUGUUACGAUGGUCCAACCGUAUCCGACUCACAUGGCUCAGUUUUACGCUCUUCAUCAUUCUGGUUUUCUUCCCCCUCAUUGCUCACUAUUAUCUCACCACUCUGGAUGAGGCCGAUGAGGCAGGCAAGCGGAUUUUUGGCCCACGGGCUGGUAAUGAGCUAUGCGAAGUAAAGCAUGUGCUGGAUCUUUGCCGAAUUCGAGAGUCUGUAAGUGAAGAGCUCUUGCAACUGGAAGCCAAGCGGCAAGAGCUGAACAGUGAAAUUGCCAAGCUGAAUCUGAAGAUUGAAGCCUGUAAGAAGAGUAUUGAGAAUGCCAAGCAGGACCUGCUUCAGCUUAAGAAUGUCAUUAGCCAGACUGAGCAUUCUUACAAAGAGCUGAUGGCCCAAAAUCAGCCCAAACUUUCUCUGCCCAUCCGAUUGCUCCCAGAGAAGGAUGAUGCUGGCCUUCCUCCCCCAAAGGUCAUAUGGGGUUGCCGGCUGCACAAUUGUUUUGAUUAUUCUCGUUGCCCUCUCACCUCUGGUUUUCCAGUCUAUGUUUAUGACAGUGACCAGUUUGUCUUUGGCAGCUACCUGGAUCCCUUGGUCAAGCAAGCUUUUCAGGCUACAGCACGAGCCAAUGUUUAUGUUACAGAAAAUGCGGACAUUGCCUGCCUUUAUGUGAUAUUAGUGGGAGAAAUGCAGGAGCCAGUAGUGCUGCGGCCUGCUGAACUUGAGAAGCAGUUGUAUUCUCUACCACAUUGGCGGACAGAUGGACACAACCACGUUAUCAUUAAUCUGUCACGGAAGUCAGAUACACAGAAUUUACUAUAUAAUGUCAGCACAGGCCGUGCCAUGGUGGCCCAGUCCACUUUCUAUUCUGCCCAGUACAGACCUGGCUUUGACUUGGUAGUAUCGCCACUAGUCCAUGCCAUGUCAGAGCCCAACUUCAUGGAAAUCCCACCACAGGUGCCAGUUAAGCGGAAAUAUCUCUUCACCUUCCAGGGUGAGAAGAUUGAGUCACUGAGAUCCAGCCUUCAGGAGGCCCGCUCCUUUGAAGAAGAAAUGGAGGGUGACCCUCCAGCUGACUAUGACGAUCGUAUCAUUGCCACCCUAAAGGCUGUACAGGAUAGCAAGCUAGAUCAGGUCCUGGUAGAAUUUACCUGCAAAAACCAGCCUAAACCCAGUCUGCCUACUGAGUGGGCACUGUGUGGGGAGCGGGAAGACCGCUUAGAAUUACUGAAGCUCUCCACCUUUGCCCUCAUUAUCACUCCUGGGGACCCUCACUUGGUUAUUUCAUCUGGGUGUGCAACACGGCUCUUUGAAGCCCUGGAAGUCGGUGCUGUCCCAGUUGUGCUGGGGGAGCAAGUACAGCUUCCUUACCAGGACAUGCUGCAGUGGAAUGAGGCAGCCCUGGUGGUGCCCAAGCCACGUGUUACAGAGGUUCACUUCCUGUUACGAAGUCUCUCGGAUAGUGACCUACUGGCUAUGAGGCGGCAAGGCCGCUUUCUCUGGGAGACUUACUUCUCGACUGCUGACAGUAUUUUUAAUACCGUGCUGGCUAUGGUUAGGACUCGCAUACAGAUCCCAGCUGCACCCAUCCGGGAAGAGGCAGCAGCUGAGAUCCCCCAUCGGUCAGGCAAGGCGGCUGGAACUGAUCCCAACAUGGCUGACAACGGGGACCUGGACCUGGGGCCGGUAGAAACGGAGCCACCUUAUGCCUCACCAAAAUACCUCCGCAACUUUACUUUGACUGUCACUGACUUUUACCGCAGCUGGAACUCGGCUCCAGGGCCUUUCCAUCUUUUCCCCCACACACCCUUUGACCCUGUGUUGCCCUCAGAGGCCAAAUUCUUGGGCUCAGGGACUGGAUUUCGGCCUAUUGGUGGUGGAUCUGGGGGUUCUGGCAAGGAGUUUCAGGCAGCACUUGGAGGCAAUGUUCCACGAGAGCAGUUCACGGUAGUGAUGUUGACUUAUGAGCGGGAGGAAGUGCUUAUGAACUCUUUAGAGAGAUUGAAUGGCCUCCCUUACCUGAAUAAGGUAGUGGUGGUGUGGAAUUCUCCCAAGCUACCAUCAGAGGACCUUCUGUGGCCUGACAUUGGCGUCCCCAUCAUGGUGGUCCGUACUGAAAAGAACAGUUUGAACAAUCGAUUCUUGCCCUGGAAUGAAAUUGAGACAGAGGCCAUCCUGUCUAUUGAUGAUGAUGCUCAUCUCCGCCAUGAUGAAAUCAUGUUUGGGUUUCGGGUGUGGAGAGAAGCACGGGACCGCAUUGUGGGUUUCCCUGGCCGUUACCAUGCGUGGGACAUCCCUCAUCAGUCUUGGCUCUACAACUCCAACUACUCCUGUGAGCUGUCCAUGGUGCUGACAGGUGCUGCCUUCUUUCACAAGUAUUAUGCCUACCUGUAUUCUUACGUGAUGCCCCAGGCCAUCCGAGAUAUGGUGGAUGAAUACAUCAACUGUGAGGACAUUGCCAUGAACUUCCUUGUCUCCCACAUCACUCGGAAACCCCCCAUCAAGGUGACCUCACGGUGGACUUUCCGAUGCCCAGGAUGCCCUCAGGCCCUGUCACAUGAUGAUUCCCAUUUUCACGAGCGGCACAAAUGUAUCAACUUUUUUGUUAAGGUGUAUGGCUAUAUGCCCCUACUGUACACCCAGUUCAGGGUGGACUCUGUGCUCUUCAAGACCCGCCUGCCCCACGACAAGACCAAGUGCUUCAAGUUCAUCUAGGGGCGUUGCAGUUUGUGGGGAGAGAAUGAGCAGAGUGAGGGAGAUGGCUCCUGAGGUUGCUAGACGUUGAAGGACCUCAGGCACAUUUGCUGGGUGGGUGGCCCAGACCCUCUGCUGGCAGGAACGGCAGGAAGAGUGAAAAGGAAGGAGCUGCCUUUCUCUUGAAGUCGGCCACACUGGGCCUGGAACCCUGGUUGGAGGUCACUGGGGUUCCCUACACAGGGCACUGACUGAUAGCUUACACUGAGGACCAUGGGGACUCUGGAGAGUCACUCACACAGUUCAUAAGCCCAGAACAGCUGGUUAGUGGUUUUUAAAUUCAGUAACAACUAUUAUUAUUUAAAGAGAUAAAGUUUCAGAUUUGCCAUUCAAGGCUUAUUUAUAUAUAUGUGUGUAUAUAUAUGUGUAUAUAUAUAUGCACACAUAGUCACAUACGUAUACAUAUAUAUAUUUAGGGGGGAGUUUGAAAUUUCUGCCUAUCUCACAAAGUGAGGGACUCACCAAGGCUCCUGAUGUUCUGUAUUUUGGUGGAGAUGGAUCCUGACCUUAUGGUAUCUGGUUCAUCCUUCAAGAUCCAUCUCUGUCCUCCCAAGGCGCAUCUGUGUGCAGAAACCAAAAGGGCCCGGCUUGGCCCUCUUGUCGGGCCUUGGAUGAGCUAAGACCUGUUGGUUUGUUCCUUCCCCCUUUCUGUUGCCAGCUAGCCCUCUGUAACUCGUGUUCUCCUCGCACUUCAGUCCUUGGGGAGGACCUGCACGUUUGGGAACAGCUGAGCUUCCUUGUGCUGGAUUUGGUGUUCGUGAGGAUUCCUCAUCAGGUUGUGCUGUCCCAGUACUUGUCCCUGCUCUCCUGUUCUCUCCCCCCUUUGAAAGAGAAGAAUGAGGAAGAAUGAGACCUGAAGACCCAUAUGGCUUUUUGUCCAGCCCUCCUUUUAAAAAACAUGUUGUGCUUUGGCUUCAGGUUUUCCUGAAGGUUACCUGUUAUAUAAGAGAACAGAAAACUGUCAGGCUGCACUUCGAGGUGUGGUCUGAAGUGGUUUGCAGGUUGUCCUGCUCUCUCGCGUAGAACUAGCGAGCAUCCUUUGUGGAUCCCCACCCGGCUGGCCGGGAAGUCUUACAGCAAGGCACCAGCCUUGGGAUAAAUACCUUGGUGAAAUUCACCUUCCCCUCCACCUUAGUCUGGACCUACAUCCUGUGUUACUCAUAGUUUUGGGGUCCCUCAUGCCAGGUUGGUUCCAGGACCCCUUGAGGUUUGGUAUGUGCCAGAACAAUGGGAGGAUAUGAUUUUAUGUUAAGCUCAAAUCUAGUCUGAAAUUGAACAGGCAUUCACACCCCUCAUUACCACUUUCCACUUCUGGUUUAAAUUUCUAUUCCCUGGCCU